AUGAUGGACUGCCUGUGCCCCGCGCCGCGCACGCUGGCUUGUCGCGUGGUGCUGCUCGACGAACGAGAACUCCUCCAUGAAAUACAGGACAACAACACCGGCCAGGCGUUACUAGACGUAGUAUUCCGUCACCUGGACCUCUUAGAAACCGCUUAUUUUGGUCUCCGCUACGUAGACCAAGAUAAUCAAACGCAUUGGCUGGACGCGGGCAAAAGAUUGCGUCGUCAGCUUCGAGGCUCCGAUCCCCAUACUUUCUAUUUCGGAGUAAAAUUCUACGCGGCAGACCCAUGCAAGCUACUAGAAGAGAUUACCCGGUACCAGUUGUUCUUGCAACUGAAGCAAGACGUCCUGCGCGGUCGGCUGCCUGUCAACUUCGACCUCGCCGCUGAGCUCGCCGCAUAUGUGCUGCAAUUACUUAUUGUUACGAUUUGUGCAGCGGAGCUGGGCGACUACGACCCGAGGCGACACGGGCUCGGCUACGUGUCUGAGUUCCGCUUGUUGGCGCACCAGACUCCGGAGCUCGAGGCGCGCGCCGCUGAAAUACACCGCACACUCACGGGAAUUUCACCGGCGCAAGCAGAAUUGAGCUACUUGGAUAAAGUGAAAUGGCUCGACAUGUAUGGUGUAGAUCUACAUCCAGUUUUGGGUGAAGACAGUGUCGAGUAUUUCCUCGGGCUGGCGCCAAGCGGUCUUUUACUGUUACGCGGAAAACACACAGUUGCGAACUAUUAUUGGCCGCGCGUCUCCAAACUUUAUUACAAGGGACGCUACUUCAUGCUCCGCGUAGCAGAUAAGAAUAAUGACACAUCGACCUACGGCUUCGAGUCCCCGACGAGGUCGGCCUGCCGUCACCUCUGGCGUUGCUGUUCAGAUCACCACACCUUCUUCCGAAUGCAGCAGACAUCACCAGCCUCAGCCGAUAUCUUCUCAUUAGGAACGAGACUGAGAACUAGUGGCAGAGGAUCAAGACCCCGACCUCCUCCCGCGUUCACACGGACCCCGUCCCGCCGUAUAGCGCGACCGCAACACGCUUCGCACGCAUCGCUUAAUGACGUGCCAAAAUUAGAAGACUUGAGAAUAAAAGACUGUCCCCCAGAAAUCAAACAACCUACCUCAGUACAUCGGCCAAACUCGCUUCGAAUAAGUGGCGAAGUAUUGGGUGUCGAAGUUCCCGCGGUGGGAGGAUCUCCAAGAUCCACUCGGUCUGCGCCGACCCGACGUGGCCUCUACUCAGCCUCGCCUACUGCCACCAGACCACCACCUGCUCCAAGACAUCGAUCAGCAUCAGUAGACUCACAGAGUUCCAACGAUUCACGUUCUAAUCGCAAACAUAAACAUCGUUCACGAAGACAGCAGUCUGAUGCCGAAAGCGAACUGUCUCGAGGCUCAGGACGGUCGGGACGACGGCACCGACGCCAUCGGUCCAGACAUAAGCACGAGUCCGGCUCCGAGAGGGAUGACUCACAACCAGAUACCAAAGAAUACGAACUGGUCGAUUCAGAAUCGCAAUGGAAGGAAGUUUUGCGACAAACCACUGUCGGUAGCGGAGUUCAAGUGGCAAACGUACGUCGCUCGCAAAUGGAGCCAGAGACUGGGACACAUCGAUCAUCUCACAGACACCGACGACAUAGAAAACAUCGGUCUCGGUCGGGCUCCCCCAAUGACAAGAAAUGGUUGCCAAGUGAAUUGAAACAGCACUUGGAGUUCUCAUUAGUAGACACGACUGGUAUGACCGAGGAACAACUAAAGGAAAUACCAUACACAGUAGUUCAGACCAGCCACGCGCGGCAAACUAAACUCCGAACCUCUUCAAAGCAUCGACAAGCUGAACACGGAUCAUUAGCAAGACGAGAUAAAAGCUCGUCAUCUCACGGCAAAAAUAUCCAUGAUAGUCAUAAUCAAGGAUCCCUUCGAUCUAGCUCCAGCACACUCAGCACGCAUCGAACCAGCCACGAGAAACAUGGAAGACGUGUUUAUCCGAGCUACGAUGAACCCGUUGGGAGGACGGGCGAUGAUUUCUUGACAAAUAACGGGUACAAAGGCAAUGUGACGCCGAUCUCGAACAACAACAACCCUUACAGCCCCGUUACCAACAGCAACAGUAACAGCUCAAGCGGUGAACUGAUUGGCAGUGCGCGCGUCUCACACGAACACACCGACUCGGGGCUCGGAGCAGAUCAGGAUUACGCGUACUCCUCGGAGAGCCGGCGAUUGGAAACUGAUGUAAGGCCCAUGUCUCUCGGGUGCAGGUCGAGUGAUAGUGCCAAGUGCGGAGCUGGAGGAUCUUCACGGACGGCGCCUGUGAGUAGGCAGUGGGCGAUGGGCGAGUGUGGUUUGCGGGAGGCGCGGGGCGCGGGCGGUGGUGGCGGUGGUGCGGUCACUCGACGGCCUCCGGCGGCUCCAGGGCGCGCGCGCGCCUCCGUGUCUGGGUCGCAGCGCUCGCUGCUGUCGGUGGCCAGCGACUCGGCCACCGCGCGCCGCCCCCGCGACCUCGCGCCGCGCUACCCUCACCCGGCCGACGGGGGCUUUUCUCUCUUCGUGAGUGGGCGCUUUGCUUUCUAACAUGUCUUCCGCUCACCGACGGCUCUUGUCUCGAUCAAUUCAAAACAAAGCUCAACUCUCAAAUAUUCGGAAAAGUUUGUAUAAAGCUCCUGUAAACGUAAUAUGCUCUGAAAAUAUGUAACUAUUAAUUUUUCCCCAUAAGCGUAUAAUAAAAAAAUCUUCCAUCACAAAUUCACAAGGGCCGUCGGAAAUAUCUGCAGCUCCUGUUUCUGGGUCGCUGAUAAAGCUAACAGUGUACAGGUUGCUGUAAAACGAGAAUAUUUUACACGAUCUAAAAUAAUUAUGUACAAUUUUUAGGAUUACUGAAAUGAAAAUAUAAACCAUUCAACAUAGGCGUAGAAUAGAAGAGACUUGCGUAGGAUAGCCUAAUUUCACUGACGAACUUUUAUUGUAGAUUUAUUUUACUUGUAUUUAUUUUCUUAUAUUUCAAAGAUAUUCUCAAGAUUUCUUCUUGCU
Molecule: messenger RNA, 3018 nt
Organism: Spodoptera exigua (beet armyworm)
Lineage: Eukaryota; Metazoa; Arthropoda; Insecta; Lepidoptera; Noctuidae
Source: the annotation of a GenBank genome assembly